AUGAGUAUACUGAGUUGGAAUUGUCGAGGCUUGGGACGGUCUCAAGACUUGAUGAUUCCCCAUCUCAAGGAGAUACGUAAAAAAUAUCUUCCUGAGAUAAUGUUUUUGAUGGAGACAAAGCAACAGAAGGAUAAGGUGUUGGAUUUACAAGUUUGGUUGGGUUACGAUAGAGUUUUUACAGUGGAACCGGAAGGUUUGAGUGGUGGUUUAGCACUGAUGUGGUCAAAUAAGGUGAAUAUGUGUAUUCAUUAUGCAGAUAAGAACCUUAUAGAUGUGGAAGUUACUUUUGGAGGGGUGAGGUUCUUUAUGUCCUUUGUGUACGGGGUGCCGGGUCAUAGUGGAAAAGAGAUUGUCUGGGAAAGACUUAUGAGAUAUGGGGUGUCUAGGAAUGCUGGUUGGAGUUGGGUUGGUGAUUUCAAUGAGAUACUACACAAUGGCGAAAAGAUAGGGGGGCCGAGCAGGAGUGAUGGAUCUUUUGACAGCUUUAGAGACUGUGUUAGUGUGUGUGGGAUGACGGAGCUCAGUGGAUGGGGUGAUAGCUUUACCUGGUCAGGAGUGCGGUGCAAGAAAUACAUUCAAAGCAAGCUUGAUAGAUGUUUUGGGAACACGGAGUGGAAACGUAAUUUCCCCCUUGCGACCCAAGUUUUUUUGGAAAGACUGGGGUCUGAUCAUAAACCGGUCUUGGUUCGCCUGUUUGGACACCAGUCAGGGCCCAGAGGGUCUUUCAAGUUUGAUAAGAGGAUGGUUGGGAAGCAGAAAGUACGUGAAUGCAUUAUGGAGGCAUGGAAAAGGCAGAAUGGGAAUGACCAAAGAUCCUUGUCUGAACGGUUUGGUUGUGUGCGUAGGAGCUUGGGUAGAUGGAAAAGGGAAUGCAGUAACAACUCGAAGGAAAGACUGUGUGGACUACGAUAUGAUCUAGAGGCUGAGUACUCAUCUGGAGUUCCUGAUUGGGGGAAAAUAAAAUUUCUCAAGUUGGAAAUCUCUCAGGCCUUUAGAGAUGAAGAAGAGUUUUGGCGCCAAAAGAGUAGAGAUAAAUGGCUAGUGGCUGGAGACAACAACACCAGUUUUUUUCAUGCUUCAGUCAAAGAUACGAGACUGAGGAACCAAAUCUCAAAACUAAUUGAUGAUUCAGGACAAGAAGCCACAAACACUGAGGCGAUGGGUCAAGUUGCGGUGGAGUAUUUUACCUCUCUGUUCUCCUCAGGUGCGGGGGGAGAUCCUUCAGACAUUUUUGAUGGCUUUCCAGCAAGGGUAACUGCAGAGAUGAACCGGACAUUGUUAAGAGAGGUCUCUGACGCGGAGAUACGGGACGCCGUUUUUGGUAUUAAAUCUUCAAGUGCACCUGGAUGGGAUGGUCUUAAUGGUUUGUUCUUCCAGAAGUAUUGGGACAUCAUUGGCCUAGAUAUCGGCAAAGAGAUAAAGACUUUUUUCUCAGAUGGUUCUUUCCCGCGCGAUUGGAAUGUCACACAACUAUGUCUGAUCCCUAAGGUGAUAAACCCUGAAAGAAUGGUAGAUUUAAGGCCGAUUAGCCUUUGUACAAUCAUGUACAAAAUCAUUUCGAGGAUCUUAGUCUCAAGACUGAAGCCUAUGCUGGAAACGGUGGUGUCGCCCACACAAUCCGCUUUUGUCCCUGAACGACUGAUAUCUGAUAAUAUUAUCAUAGCGCAUGAAGUGGUCCAUGGAUUGCGUACUCAUCAAGCUAUCUCAUCAGAGUUCAUAGCGAUCAAAACGGAUAUGUCAAAAGCUUACGACCGUAUAGAGUGGAGGUACCUGGAAAACCUUUUGACUGCCUUGGGUUUCGAUAAGAAGUUUGUUGACUGGAUAAUGUUCUGCGUUACUUCUGUCACUUACUCGGUGCUGAUUAACGGUGAGGAGAAAGGAAACAUAAAUCCAAAGAGAGGUUUGAGACAGGGAGACCCUCUGUCACCCUUUCUGUUUGACUUGUGUACUGAAGGUCUAUCCUAUCUACUGAACAAAGCAGAGAGCAUGGGUGAGAUUGAAGGGAUAAAAUUCUCUGCGGAAGGGCCGGUGAUACAUCAUCUGUUUUUUGCUGAUGACUCGUUUCUAAUGGUGAAAGCCUCAGACGAGCAAUGUACAAAGCUUCGGAGCAUUCUGAAGGUGUAUGAGGAGAAUUCAGGUCAGAUGAUCAGCCUUACAAAAUCAUCUAUAACUUUUGGUGCGAAGAUUGCGCCAUCACGGAAGGUCAAAAUAAAAGAAAUUCUUGGUAUUGAGGCUGAAGGUGGGACAGGGAAGUAUCUGGGUCUACCGGAAUGUUUCAGUGGAUCCAAAGUGGAGAUGCUGCAGUACAUCCAGGAGAAGAUGAAGUCACGGUUUCAUGGGUGGUAUGGUCGGUUUCUCUCAGCUGGGGGGAAAGAUAUCCUGUUAAAAACUGUGGCUAUGGCAAUGCCAGUGUUCGCAAUGUCGGUUUUCAAACUGCCAAAAACUACAUGUAAGAAUCUCACGAGUGCGAUGUCGAAGUUCUGGUGGGAUGUGCAAGAAGGCAAAUCUAAGAUUCAUUGGAUCAGCUGGGAAAAAUUAUGUCUGGGAAAGAACCAAGGUGGAAUGGGUUUUAGGGAUAUAGAGAAGUUUAAUCAAGCCUUACUUGCAAAGCAAGGAUGGCGUUUAUUGAUGGACUCUGAAUCUCUCUGCGCACGGUUCCUUCGCAGUAGAUAUUACCCAAAUGGAAAGUUCAUGGAGGCAUCAUUGGGAGCGCGGCCGUCGUAUGCAUGGAGGAGCAUUUUGUUUGGCCGACAGUUGUUGGAGAAAGGUCUACGAAGAACAAUUGGCUCUGGUGAGGAUACAUCUGUUUGGUGGGAUAAGUGGCUUUUCAGUGAGUCUCCUAUGGCCCCCCUACGUAAACCAAUCUUCUUUGAGGUGGAUUUAAGAGUUUCUGAGCUUAUUAAUCCACAAACAAAGUCUUGGGAUAGGGGAAAACUGGAGGACAAUUUCUUUCCACCGGACGUUGAAAGGAUUUUAAAACAGAGACCGGUAUGGGGAGAGAAAGAUAGUUAUGAGUGGGUACAUACUCAUUGGGGUGGCUACACUGUGAAAUCGGGAUACUGGUUAGCUUCAUGUCUAGACAGUUCGGAGACACGAAGGGAAUGUUUAGCUCAACCAUCGAUUCAUGGUCUUUUGGAAAAAGUCUGGAAAGUGAAAACUGUUCCAAAGAUCAGGGUUUUUAUGUGGAAAGCCCUUUCGAAUGCUCUUUCGGUGAAUGAUGGCUUGCUGGCUCGAGGUUUAAAGAUAGAUCCACGGUGUCAGAGAUGUGGGAUGGAGGGAGAGUCUAUUAAUCAUGUGCUGUUCACUUGUCCGGCUGCUCGUUUAGUGUGGGCUCAGUCAAACUUUCCUUUCCCGCGACGAGGUUUCGAGAACAUGACUCUGUUUGAAAAUUUCAACUAUUUACUUUUCCUGCCAAGAUAUCUCCAAGUUCCAGAUGAGAUUGGUCGCAUGUUCCCGUGGAUUUUGUGGACUAUUUGGAAAAACAGGAAUCUAUUCUUAUUUGAGGGGAAGGAGUUUACGGCAGAGGAUACGAUGGCAAAGGUCUUUGAGGAUUCUGGGCACUGGUUUGCAGCUCAGAGAUGUCUAGAGGAAGAAGAUGAAGCUGAAAACAGAGCGUCUCGUGCUAGAGAUAAGUGGGAGGGGCCAAGCUCAGGUUUCCUAAAAUGUAACGUGGGUCUGCAGUGGUCAAAAAGGGAAAAGGCUCUUGGAGCAGCGUGGGUCUUAAGAAACGAAGGAGGAGAAACUCUCUUACAUAGUAGAAGGGCUUUUGCAAAAGUUGAUUCUUUAGUGGAGGGAAACUUUUUAGCUCUGGCAUGGACGAUUGAAUCAAUGCAAAGCCAUCAUGUGACAAGGGUUAUUUUUGAAGUGGAUUUUGCAGAGUUGGCUGGUGCGGUAACAAAGCCAAAAGCUUGGCCAGCUUUCAGAUAUCAAGGAACUGAGCUGAAGAAAGUUCUGGUUAAUUUUCAGGAGUGGGCUAUUGUGGUUGUUUCGUCGAGAGCUAAUAGAUGUGCUCAAGCGAUCGCAAAGAGUGUGACAAGGGAGAAGAGGCUCCAAUCCUAUGUGGCGAUGGGUAUACCCCUAUGGUUGAAGGAACUUUUUGACUCUGAUUUGCAACGGAUGGGUUGA
Molecule: messenger RNA, 4125 nt
Organism: Brassica rapa (field mustard)
Lineage: Eukaryota; Viridiplantae; Streptophyta; Magnoliopsida; Brassicales; Brassicaceae
Molecular function (GO): RNA-DNA hybrid ribonuclease activity; nucleic acid binding
Source: RefSeq, a predicted model, not a curated record